UAAUAAGUAAUAUAUAUCGUAUCUAUUUAUAUAAAAGUGGAACUCGUAACACAACACCUGAUGAAUUAUGAAUGAGGAAUUAGAUAACAACGACAAUAAUAAUAACAAUAAUGUAUCUACAAACAGUAAUGAUUUCUUAAAUACUGCAGCGGAAUCCGAUAAUCUCUGGAAGAAUUCUAUUGGAAGUAAUACAAAUCCCCUAACAUCUGGAACAACUGUACCGGUAUCAUCCCCGUGCUCUUCCUCGUCCGCCGCUUUUGCUAAUUCUUCAGAGAGUAAAUCUACCAAUCCUAUAACAAACAUAGAUAUGGUUAGUAUAUUUACUGAAAUGAAUAAAUCUAUGAUGAAUAAUACACCGCAUGAAACCGACACCAAGGAGUCCCUAUAUUCUAUGUUUGAAAAAGUUAUGAAACAAUCGGAUAAUUCAAAUUAUUAUUCCGCAUGGCAAACAUUUUUAACACAUCUGAUGCAUAAUAAAUCAUCUACUGACAAAGAAACUAAAAGUAAUCUAGAAGAAUUCAUAAAGGAUUAUACUCUGUCGACAACGUCUUCCUCUUCCUUGUCUACCAAUUCUAAUGUACAUAUGAAUUCAAAUACUACGGCAUAUUCUAAUGUUACUGGUCCCACACCUGUUCUAGGUAGUGAUAAUUCGACACCGACUAAACGUAAAACAGCCUAUGGAAUACGUGAUAUUCUUGGAGAUAAUCAUAAAGACGAUGAAAUUAAUAAUGCCAGUCAAUUAAGUGAUGAUAAAACAAGUAAAAUGAGACAUGUACAAAAUACAUCCUCAGAUAAUGAUGAUGAAUUGGAUUAUAAUAAAUUGAGUAAAAUGUACUCCACAUGGUUUACAACAUUGAACUCUUUAACAAAUAUAUCUGAUCGGGAUGGUAUGCAUCAAUCCGCGUGUCAAAAUAACGCCUUACUUGAAGCAUUUACAAUGUUAUCAUCAAGUGUAAAUCCAAGAAACUUGUUAAAUCUUUCACAGAUGAAUCAUAACAUGACUAGUUCUUCGUAUGAUCAGCCACCGCUUUCAUUACAAUCAAAUCGAAAUCUGAAUCCGUAUCCUCUCGACUAUGGUGUUCAUUCGAAUGAAAAUGCUAAAAUUCAAGAACAACAGAGUCAACACUAUAAAAUGAAAUCGAAUCACAACCGGUUAGAUACAAAUUUAUCGAAACAAAUGCCACCCUUAACAAAUGAACAACAACUAUCUCAUAUGAUAAAUUCUUCCCAGACAAAAUCAUCAUCACCAUCAUGUUUAGCGAAAAAAGAUGAAGAGAAACCUGCAUUCUUAGAAUUUCUAAGUAAACGUUAUUCAUCAGUCGACUGUGAAAAUCUUUUCAGUAUGGCUGCAGCUACUGCGGCCGUUGCCGCCGCAGCCUCUUUAACAAAUAUUCGUCCUCCAAUGACAACGCCGCCGACAAUGAUGAUGAUGAAUCUACAUCAGUAUUCACCAAAUCUAUAUGAUCCGCUAAAUUUAUUUCAAAGCCAUAAUAAUAAUAAUAGCACACCUUUGAAUACACUGAAUGAUAACAGUAAUAACGGGAGCCAUCAUUCAAUGCAAAAUGCUCUGAAUCCUUCAUUAUGUUCAAAUUCAAAUAAUAAUUUUCAUAUUCCUAUUGGUUUACCAACUGGACAUAUAAAUAAUACAGUCACUUCUACAUCUGGACAUCAACGCCUAUCAUCACCGUCUUCCUUAUCCCCGACGACAUCUACAAAUGUCAGUACAGGAAAUGGAGUAAAUCCGUCUAAUCCAUGGAUGAAAGCAAAUGAAGGCACCCUUAAUUUAGAUAAAGACACAAAAAAGAAGCAUACACGUCCAACAUUUUCAGGACAACAAAUAUUUGCACUUGAGAAAACAUUUGAACAAACAAAAUACCUAGCUGGUCCUGAAAGAGCUCGUUUAGCCUACUUUCUAGGAAUGUCAGAAAGUCAAGUAAAAGUAUGGUUUCAGAAUAGACGAACGAAAUGGCGUAAAAAGAAUGCAGCUGAAAUGAUGUCUAGUAGGCCUAAUUUAUUCAACGAACGUUCAACAUCGAAUUUAAGUAGUAAUAACAAAAAUAAUGUAAAUAUAAGAGGCGGUGAUUAUGAAAAUACUGAAGCCGGCAGUGAAAGUAUGAGCGGUGAUGAAUGCUUUUCAUCAGAUGAUGUCAACAUGAUGCCAGCAGAAUCAAGCAGUUUACAACAGCUGGAAGAAAAUUGUCAUUCAGAGAUAUCUACUGAUAAACAGACAAGGCAUCAUUCCAAUUCACUGAAUGUCAACGACAACAACAACAGAAGCGCUAUUGGAGUUAACUCGAUGACAUUUGAACAAAUCCCUAUGGCGAUAGAUUAUACAGAUAACCAAAGGACAACAGCUUCAAAUGAUUUGGCUAAAGACGAUGUUGUUUCACACAAACAACAUCAAAUUGAUGACAUAAACUUAUCACAUUUCUUACCCGAUUCACUGGCACAGCAUAACUGGUUGCUAAAAAGCCAACAAUCCAAUCCAGUGAAUAUGUCGUCAGCAUCAACGACUACUGCUCAACAGAUGAAUACAAAUCACUCCUCAUUCCUUCAAGCAUACGGGAUGAAAGCUUUCGAUACAUACCAUAGUGAUAAAUCAAAUGAAAUAUCAUGCAUGGAAACAACAAUGCACAGCAGUAAUGCUAACAAGAGAAAGCACUCUUUUCAUAGUAACGGUUUAUCAUCCCCUUCACAUUCAGUUAAAGAAUUCAUUCCCUCCAGUGGUGUUAACGAUACAUCCGCUUCACUCUAUCCAACAAGUAAUUCAGACAUUCAAACUGUAAACGAUAGUAUGAAGUAUUCGCUUACUGCAAAUCUUCAAAAUCAUCAUUUAAUCACAUCUAUGAACAAUUUAAAUAAAAGAUCUUCUAGUGUUGUAAACAAUUAUGAAAAUUUAUCACCCUCUGAAGAUUUAUCGCCUAAAAGAUAUCAAAGUUUUUCAAUAGCAAAUUCUCAGUAA
Molecule: messenger RNA, 2962 nt
Organism: Trichobilharzia szidati
Lineage: Eukaryota; Metazoa; Platyhelminthes; Trematoda; Strigeidida; Schistosomatidae
Source: the annotation of a GenBank genome assembly